Molecule: messenger RNA, 1176 nt
Organism: Molossus molossus (Pallas's mastiff bat)
Lineage: Eukaryota; Metazoa; Chordata; Mammalia; Chiroptera; Molossidae
Gene: MEI4
Product: meiotic double-stranded break formation protein 4
Exons: 4
Coding region: 10-1176 (388 amino acids)
Biological process (GO): DNA recombination; spermatogenesis; homologous chromosome pairing at meiosis
Cellular component (GO): lateral element
Source: RefSeq, a predicted model, not a curated record
AAAGCCAGGAUGGAUAAUCAAGUCUGGUAUUUGAGAACUGCAAAGCUGGCUCUGGCCUUGGCAAUCAUCCGCUCAAAACCAGCAGACAGAAGCAGCAGAGAGUACACAGAGCACCUUGCGCGGGUGGUGUCGGGGCAGGACUCGAAGUGGAGAUCAAGAGUUGAAACCUUGGAAGCGGAAGUCCUUCAACUACGUCAAAAACUUCUACUGAGCAGGAUGUGUUCUGGGUUGUUUACGAGAGGAGACUCACCUUCCCAGUCGCAGGCCCAGGAACCUGGAAAUUCUGAAAACACAGUGACUGUGCUGGAAGAUUCUGGGUGUGACUUAUCAAAUGAGCAGAAAACUGAACCUUCAGAGGUGUCCCAGGACUUUGUGGAGAGCUGGACCCCCACACCCUUCCCACUGCUUCCCAUUGCUAACAAGCGUGCAACUCCAGGAAACCCUUUGUCUUCGCACAUGCAAUUCUUGCAGCAUCUGCUUGAGCUGAAGAACUGGGCAGAAUCAGGGAGUCUCAAAACAGACUUAAGCCACUUCGAAAAUAGCUUUUCCACAGUAUCUGAUUCGGUUUUUCAGUUGCUAGAAGGCCUGAUCACUUUUUACCGUGAACCCAAAUUUCCUUUUUCGAGCUUUUGGACAGAAGCUGUUGGUACUUUAGCUAGACUGAUCAGUGGUGGUAACUUAUCUAAUCAUAUUCUUAAAAAGUGUUCCAAGAAGUUGGAAGAAUUUGAGAAAACCCUACUACAAGUUAUUUUAAAGGACCAGCAUAUAAAUCGGUUUCAGGUACAGCAUUAUGUCUCUCAGAGUCUGGUAACCCUGGGAAGUUGCAGCUUGUUGAGAAAAUCUAUAAUACCUCUGCUUCUGUCAGAAGUAAAUAGCUUCAUUGGUGAUCUGGAUGCCAUCAAUCAGGUGCAAACCAGUUAUGAUGUGACACGCUAUGAAAAUAUUUUCUCCCUCUUCUGGGUUCUGGAGCAGCUUCUUCAGAAGGAAAACGAAGAAGGCAGCACUUCAGGUAUGGGGCACGAUGACCAAGAAAUCAAGAAAUUUCUUCAGAAGCAUGAUGAAGCUAUUUCCCAACUCUCUGAUACAUUUCCUUUAUUUACUUUUUAUUUAUGGAGACUGGGCGUUCUCUUGAACUCUAUAGAAAUAAAAACUGUUGAAAAUAACGCACUUCCUUAG